Molecule: messenger RNA, 564 nt
Organism: Portunus trituberculatus (swimming crab)
Lineage: Eukaryota; Metazoa; Arthropoda; Malacostraca; Decapoda; Portunidae
Product: outer dynein arm-docking complex subunit 2-like
Exons: 4
Coding region: 1-498 (165 amino acids)
Molecular function (GO): protein binding
Source: RefSeq, a predicted model, not a curated record
AUGCCAAAUACUAUCAUCUCUGUUAUGCUCUCAGCACACAAAGAAGCUACAGUCAUUCCAAGGAAAAUCAGCAUAUACCUCCUCAGGUCCUCCCAGGUUCCAAUGGCAAAAUGCCAGAGGCCCCUCCGUUUCGAAAACGACAGUCUUCGCCCUUUCCUCGCAGAGGCUAUUGCCGCUUGCUGUGUUUCUCGGGAGACCGGCCUACUGUUCGGGCAGGCGGGAGCAGUGGCGCCGCUGGUGCAAUACCUUGAAACAGACGACAGCACCAUUAGGAGGCCAACCUGCCGAGCAUUACAUCGCCUUUCUCUAGAACCAGAGAACUGUGUUACGCUCCAUCAGAGCGGUGCCGUGCCGCUUCUUCUGGAAAUGCUGGGAUCUGAAGAUGAUGUAGUUCAGGAGGCGGCGGCCGACUGUUUGCGCAACAUUCGCUUAUUGGCAUUACGUCGCUGUCAGGCUCACUCCCGUAGCAGCAAGGCACGUCCUUCCUCUAGGCGGUGAGCUCUGCUACUGAGAGUUUGGUCGAAAAAAAAAAAAAGUUAGAAUAAUUAUGAGAGCAAACAUGUU